Molecule: messenger RNA, 3742 nt
Organism: Schistosoma haematobium
Lineage: Eukaryota; Metazoa; Platyhelminthes; Trematoda; Strigeidida; Schistosomatidae
Exons: 10
Coding region: 123-1493 (456 amino acids)
Biological process (GO): zinc ion import across plasma membrane; intracellular zinc ion homeostasis
Cellular component (GO): membrane
Molecular function (GO): zinc ion transmembrane transporter activity
Source: RefSeq, a predicted model, not a curated record
UCAUUCCCCAAUGUGCUUGCACACCGUUCAAAGUUCAAGGUUACUCGCUUAGAUUAUAAACCUGUAGCUGUUGCCAUUGGAGUGUUUCCCACAGUAAUUGGCAGUUAUAGUCACAAUUUAACAUGAAACAGAUCAACAAGUUAUCUGGAGCUUUCUCCGUAACGAUCUAUUUUAUCAUUCUAGUGAGUAGAAUUAAAUGUCAGGAGGUCAUAGCCAGUCAAUCCAACAGUAAUCAGUCGCUAAUUAACAAUAGUUCCAAGGCAAACCCGAACGCUCCAUCGUUUACAGAGAGCUUGGGCUAUGGAUUUCUUUGUGUCACUCUAACUAAUUUAUGUGCUCUUGUAGGAAUUGUAUUUACGUUGCUUAAAAAAUAUCGUUUCUUCCCAACAAUACUUUCAUUUAUGGUGGCUACUGCUGUUGGUUCAUUAUUAUCAACUUCCAUUAUUGUACUUAUACCUGAGGCAUUACAAAUCAUUCAACCAACAGGUAAUAACAAUACAAAAGAUUCCGACUCGUAUGUUAUUAAGUCGAUUACCGUAUGUAUUGGUGUAUUUUUCUUCUAUAUUUUGGAAUUCCUCCUACGUCUUAUUCCACAGUGUUUUCAGAAAAAGAAAACACAUUCGAAUGACAAAAGUCAAAAUGGGUUUCAUAUAGAUCAAUUUAAUCAUCAUCACCAUCAACUUUCUUAUCAUCAACAAGGAAGACCUUCACUGGUAAUACCUGUCGAACCAGUAGCAGAUGGUGAUAAAGAUGGGCCUAUUGUUGAAUUCACACCUAACCGUUCUAAUCAGUCGAAAACAAUGAACAGGUCUCUAGUAGGUGGUGAGACAGAUUUACAGUGUGAAUCGCCUCCAACUGAAGACGUAAUGAAUCAUCUGCCAUCAUACGAGGAACUUUCUACGGAACUUCAAAAACCUAGUAAUAAUAAACAAAUAAAUACACAACCAAUAAUCCAGUCAACCCAUACACUGAAAAAGCAUAAAAGUUGGCAAAAUAGACUACGUGAUUUAGAACCUGUUGCUUGGAUGAUUUUCAUUGGUGAUGGUGCCCAUAAUUUUAUGGAUGGACUUUCAAUAGGUGUUGGAUUUACUCAAAGUAUCGGUUUAGGAAUAAGUUUAACAUUGGCUGUUUUGUGUGAAGAACUCCCACAUGAAUUAGGUGAUAUUGCUGUACUUCUACGUUCUGGACUAACUGUACCAAUGGCUAUGUUAUUUAAUUUUAUUUCUGCGUGUUCAGCAUAUAUAGGAUUGUUUGUUGGUUUAUCUGUUGGUGAUCUAAAUGAUGUAGCACCGUAUGUGUUUGCUUUAACCGGUGGCUUCUUUAUGUAUAUUGCUCUUGCAGAUAUGCUUCCAGAAAUGCGUGCUAUGGAAGAUGCAAAACGAACAGAGAACGGUAAUUGUUGGGCAAUGUUUCUCACAAAUCUUAUUGGUCUUCUAUUCGGUUUUGGAUGUAUUGUGACAAUUACAUUGACUAGUCAAUAUAUAAAUAUUUGAUUAUUAUUAUUAUUAUUCUUUCGUAACUUAUAAAAUAUAAUGAAACAAUAAACUAAGAAUUUGUCAAUCCAAUGAUUUUCAUUGUGAUUUAUUAUUUUUUUUCUAUUUACCAUUUUAUUCGUCUUUAUACUUUUCCAUUUAUUGUUUACUCUUUAUCUGUCUAUUGAAUCUUUCAUUAUUUUUAAAAUGAAUAACUUUUAUUCAAUUUUAAUCUAACUAUAUACAUAAUUGUUUCAAUUGUUUAAAUGUAAAAUCAUUUGUUUGUUUGUUUUUAUUUUUAAAAUUAUACUUUUUGUUUACUUCAAAUUGAUUAUUAUGCAGUCUGAAAUCUAUCCUCACUAUCUUUUUCUCCCAUUUUUCCAUCAAUUAAUUAAUUGUUUCCUAUUUUAAUUUAGAGACAAAGAAAAACAAAAAAACGCUAUUGGAUAAUUUAUCAGUUCUACUUUAAAAAUCAUAAUGAUCAAUCUUGUUCACUAACGUUUCACUUAUAUUUUUUUAUUAUCAAUAAAAAGUAACUGUAUUUUGUGUGUGUGUGUGUGUGUAUCAGAAGUUCAUUUUGUUAUUACGUUUUGAUUGCAAUAGGCAUAAACAUCUAGAUAAGUACAUAACCACAUAAACAUUAUAUAUAUAAUUUCUAGUCAAUUCAUUCUUGUAUUAUCUUGUAAUCCGUUGUUACCUUUGUCGCUCUUAUUACCAUUGAAAUUACUAUUAUUAAACAUAUGAAUGUCCAUUCAGAUUCUUUAGUAGAAUAUUGGGAUUAGUUAUUGUAGUGAUUUAUUUUGAGUACUGAUAUUAGAAACAGUUCAUCAAAUAGUCGUUCUUUAAUUUCCUGUUUAUUCUCUGUUGACUAGGUUAUCUUCGAUCAUACAGAGAUCACUUCAUAUAUAUAUAUAUAUAUAUAUAUAUAUAUAUAUAUAUAUAUAUAUAUAUAUAUAUAUAUAUAUAUAAUUUGCUCACUGUGAAUAUAUUGAUUAUUAUUACUCUAUGAAUGCUAUCUGUAUUUUGUUUUCUUUAUGAACUUUCAUGCUUAUUUUGUCUUUCUUUUCUCUACAACUGUUUUUUAAAAAAUCUUUUAUUUGUAUCUUUGCUAUUGUUAUUAUUAAUAAUAAUGUCACUACUGCCAAUAAGAUAACACUAAUAAUACCGUUGUUUUAUAAUAAUAAUUAUUAUUAUCAUUAUUACAAAUAAUAUUAUUUAUACACUGGAAUGUUGUUAUAGAAGUUACUUGACAAAUGGUAUUUGAAUGUAAACAAAUGAGCAGUAUUUUUUUAAAUCAUUUGACUAAUAUUUAUAUAUGCAUAUAUAUAUAUAUAUAUAUAUAUAUAUAUAUAUAUAUAUAUAUAUAUAUAUAUAUAUAUAUAUAUAUAUAUAUAUAUAUAUAUAUAUAUAUAUAUAUAUAUAUAUAUAUAUAUAUAUAUACGUUCACCCAAUACAGUUUGUAGACUCAUUUAGGCAUCAUUAUUAAUAUCAUUAAUGGGUAAUUCUUUUAUUACAUACAUGUGAGAAGUUUGACAACUAAUAUAACUUUGAAAAUACUCGGUUUUUUUGUUACUUAGAUUAAUAUUAGUAUAAUUGUUUUGUGUACUUGUUAUCUUGAUGAAAAACACAACUGUUUUUUCUAUUAGUUUAUUGUUUUCUGUGGCUUUCAUUUACCUAAUUAGUGUAAGCGUUAUUUUCGGUAUUAAAAUUAAUCAGUGAUAAAUCAAUUCAAUCGGAAUAUAGUUUUGUUUGUGUGUUGAAAAAAAUUAUUUUCAAUCUUAAGCAACAUUUUUAUUAUUUAAAGUUUUAAAACUGUCAAGUUAUUAUUUUUGAGUAAUAAAAGCAAAUAAUAUGUUGGCAAUCGAGAGUAAUAUUUAUACUUUUCUUUCAUUGACUAGUUAAAAUAAUCACAACAUUACCAAUCUAGUUAACAAAAGUGAUUUAAAAUAUUAAGCAUUCCUGUUUCUAUCCAUUUAUUUACUGUUAGUUUGCUAACACAUGAACAAAAAGGAUUGCGUUUUAUAACUGUACGUAUAGCGUUUAUGACGUAACCUAAAUCUAAUUCCUGUAAAACUUAAGGAGUAUCAACUCAAUGGUUUGUAUAUUUUCGUCUUCCUUCUCUGAUCCUUUGAGAAACGACUGACAAUAACUUUAAAAUUCAUACAUCAAAUGCAUUAGGGGUCGGAAAGUAGUGUCAUAUGAGCAACAGGACUGAUCAUAAACGUUUACAGACAAGAGUGAAUACCUGCUAAUUACUGUUUAUUGCGUUC